AUGAGUGAUGACAAUAUAGAACCGUGCAGUAUUCCAUUACUGCGUGAUAAUGUCGAAGAUUUAGACAGUUAUGAUGACGUCAUGAAUAGUACAGAAAGAGAGGAAAGAGUAUUUUUGAAAGAAAAUGAAGGAAAUAGAGAAAAAAAGAGACAGUUAGAAAAUAGUGAGGAGAGCGAGACAGGGGAUGCUGAAGAAGGAUGGACCAAGGUUCGAGGAAAAGGGAAGAGAACAUGUCUUCGAAGUGAGAUUGACGUGAAUGUGAGCAAUCAUAAUUUUGAAAUAUAUAUCUCCUCUAAAGAUAAGUUGCCCAAACAAUUCGCCCUAGCAAGAACUUUUCAACAGCUCAAUAUCACUAGCAUCAAUCACGUUAAAUACAUAACACCCUAUAAAGUGCGGUUGCAUUUGGAGAACGAGGAGACUAUGAAAAAUAUUUUGGAAUGCGAAGAGUUAAUUCGUAAAGGUUGGAGAAUAUAUAAAGCUAUGGAAGUGUCAUAUUGUUAUGGUGUUAUUAGAGAUGUUGACCUUGAUUUGAGUGAAGAAGAAAUUUUGAAUAAUAUAUCUUGUCCUUUUUCUAUUGAAAUCCUAUCACUUAAGCGACUUAAUAGAAAGGCUUUAAAUGUUUACGCAUCGACUUUUACACCACAAAAACCUAUCGAACGAGAAGUGAGUAUUCAACCAACCACAUCUUAUGAGAAUAAGAAUCCUUUGGGUUUUAACCAGGGCUCACCUACUUUUGCAGAAAUAGUUAAAACAUCGGUGGAAAUUCAUGACAUACAAAAAAAGAGUGAACAGAAUAAAAGUUCAUCUAAUUUCAUUGAGCACCGAAGACCACGUAUGAAACGGACACAAAGGGAACAAAAGGAAAACCAAAACACCACAAAUAGGCAAGAUGGAUUUGGUGGUGUUGCUAUUUGUGUACACAAAUCUGUGCAUUCUUUACUACAACGUGUGCGGAUAGACAAUAGCGGUAUGGAAAUUUUAUGUGUAAAGUUAAGUAAUUUCAGUCCUAUAGAUUAUAUUUUAUCAGUGUACUGUCCUCCCUCUUUGAUUAUAAGUAAAAGUGAUUGGGAUAGGCUUCUAUCUUUGUAUACUAAAAAAACACUAAUAUUAGGAGACUUCAAUGCGCAUCAUAGUAAUUGGUCGAAUAAGAUAGAUUAUAAGGGAUCACUUAUGUUUGAUGCUUUAGUCGAUAGUAACUUUAUAACUUUAAAUAAUGGUGAGGCUACUAGGAUGCGCUUAGUCAAUGGGAGGCUUCAACAAUCCUCACCUGAUAUUACCUUAGUUUCUUCAGAUAUUGCUUUACAAUUCAACUGGAGGGUGAUAAAUGAAACAUUGGGGAGUGACCACUUAAUGGUGAAGGUUUCUUGUAUUUCGAAUUCUUUAAUUAACCCUAUAGUAAAGCGAAACUUUCGCAAAGCCAAGUGGACUUCAUAUAAAAAUGACACAGAGAAAUUGUUCACUGAUCUCAUUUUACCUGUAGAUCUUCAAAAAGGUUAUGAUUUAUUUAUCUCUAAAAUAAACGAGGCUGCUGCCAAAAAUAUACCUCUAGUUAAGUAUAAUCAGAACCCGGAAUCUAAGUUUACCCCUAGAUCUUUUUGGACAAAGGAAUUAUCCCAUGAAGUAGCUCAGCGUAGACUUGCCCUUGCAAUAUUUCGACGAAAUCCCAGCCCGAAUAAUUACAUAAAACUUAAAAAACACAUAAGUGUUGCGCAGCGAGAUAUUCGUUAUGCUAGGAACAAAGAUUUCCAGAAUUCAUGGUCUUCGGUGGAUGAAUCAACAACUUCCAAUGAAAUGUGGCAUAAAAUGUCCUGGAUGAAAGGUUUUAGAAAGUCUAAGCGUCAUAUAAAUGAUAUAGAAGCUGAAAAACUGCUUCGUUCAUUAGCCCCUGAUUACCAACGUGAAGCAGAACGUCUAGCAUCUGGUGGUGGUGACGUCUUCUUCAUGAGGACACCUGAAGACUUGAGUGGUCGUGACGGUGAACUGGUUUUGGUGGAGUUCUGUGAAGAGCACCCGCCACUCAUCAGUCAAGUUGGAAUGUGUACCAAGAUCAAGAAUUACUAUAAACGUACUGCUACAAAGGACAACGGACCAAAGCCCCUCAAAUACGGUGAGAUAGCGUACGCGCACACGUCCCCGUUCCUGGGCAUCCUGCCGCCGGGCGCCACGCAGCCCGUCGUCGAGAACAACAUGUACCGCGCGCCCAUAUACGAGCACACCGUGCCGCAGACCGACUUCCUCGUUAUACGGACUAAACAAGCGUAUUAUAUUCGUGAGAUCGAUGCUCUAUUUGUCGCCGGCCAAGAGUGUCCUCUGUAUGAAGUGCCCGGACCUAAUUCAAAGAGAGCUAAUAACUUUGUUCGAGACUUCUUGCAGGUGUUUAUAUAUAGAUUGUUCUGGAAGUCUCCGGAUAACCCGCGCCGUAUAAAGAUGGACGAUAUCAAACGAGCUUUCCCGUCACACUCUGAGAGCUCGAUAAGAAAACGUCUUAAACUUUGUGCUGAUUUCAAACGUACUGGCUGCGACUCCAACUGGUGGGUUAUUAAACCCGAUUUUCGUCUACCGUCGGAAGAGGAGAUACGCGCGAUGGUGUCGCCCGAGCAGUGCUGCGCGUACUUCAGCAUGGCGGCGGCGGAGCAACGGUUGAAGGACGCGGGGUAUGGGGAGAAGUUCAUAUUCACACCGCAAGAGGAUGAUGAUGAAGAAAUGCAGUUGAAAAUGGAUGAUGAGGUCAAAGUGGCCCCAUGGAACACAACCCGUGCAUACAUCCAGGCUAUGAGAGGCAAGUGUCUCCUCCAGUUGACGGGUCCCGCAGACCCCACAGGUUGUGGGGAAGGGUUCUCCUAUGUAAGGGUGCCAAAUAAACCCACGCAGCAGCCCAAUGAGGAACAGCAACCAAAGAGGACGGUGACAGGAACAGACGCGGAUUUGAGGAGGCUGAGCUUGAAUAACGCUAAGGCCUUGUUGAGAAAAUUUGGUGUUCCUGAAGAAGAGAUCAAAAAAUUAUCUCGUUGGGAAGUCAUUGACGUGGUGCGAACGUUAUCUACGGAGAAAGCAAAGGCCGGUGAAGAGGGUAUGACCAAAUUCUCUAGAGGAAACAGAUUUUCAAUAGCAGAGCAUCAAGAAAGAUACAAAGAAGAAUGUCAACGUAUAUUCGAGCUACAAAACCGAGUGCUGACCAGCACUGAAGUGUUGAGUACAGAUGAAGCGGAAAGUUCCGUCAGUGAAGAGUCCGACUUAGAAGAGAUGGGCAAAAACUUGGAAAAUAUGUUAGCCAAUAAGAAAACUACGGAACAGUUGACAAUGGAAAGAGAAGAAGCGGAGAGGGCUGAACUAAGAAAAAUGAUAUUGGGACAAUCUGAGAAGAAACCACAAAUUAAUAAUCAAAAUGACCAGCAGCAAUCAUCAAAUCAAGGUCGAGUCCUACGCAUUGUCAGAACAUUCCGUAACGCGUCCGGACAAAGAUACACUCGCGUGGAGUUAGUAAGGAAAGCAGCCGUCAUAGAAGCCUAUACAAAGAUAAGGUCAACCAAGGACGAGGCCUUCAUACGACAGUUCGCCACCAUGGACGAGUCGCAGAAGGAAGAGAUGAAGAGAGAAAAGAGAAGAAUUCAGGAGCAAUUGAGACGUAUCAAGAGAAAUCAAGAGAGGGAGAGGUUAGCGGGCAACCCGUCUGUGCCGGGUACUUCUCUUGGUGACAGCAUGAACAUGUCGGCUAUGUCAGAGUUGAGUUCGCCAUCGUCCGGUCUCCUCAUUCCUUUGGGCCAGAUCAAACAGGAACCAGAUUUGCACACUCCGUCUAAACGACGUGCAAAACUAAAGCCUGACUUGAAGUUAAAGUGCGGCGCAUGCGGUCAAGUGGGCCACAUGCGCACGAACAAGGCGUGUCCGCUGUACACGGGCGGCGGCGCGGCGUCGCCCGAGCACGACGAGCCGCCGCCGGAACCCGACGACCUCGAACUCGGCUACGUCGACGGCACUAAGCUCACCCUACCCUCUAAAAUUAUUAAGCAAUCAAACGAGGAGUUCCGGCGUCGUAGCGGCAGCCGGCGCGGCGACGUGCGCGCGGCCGGCCGCAGCCGCCGCCGCGGCACCGCCGGCGACGCCUGCGACUACCUGGUGCGGCGCCCCGCCGAGCGCCGCCGCACCGACCCGCUCGUCACCCUGUCCUCCCUGCUGGAGGACGUGCUCAACCACAUGCGCCAUCUGCCGGACGUGCAGCCCUUCCUCUUCCCUGUCAAUCCUAAGCUUGUAGCAGAUUACUACCGCAUCGUAUCUCGGCCGAUGGACUUGCAGACGAUUAGAGAUAAUUUAAGGCAGAAACAUUAUCAAAGCCGUGAAGAGUUCCUUGCUGAUGUCAAUCAGAUCGUUGAGAACUCUAAUCUUUAUAAUGGUCCCACAAGUAGCUUAACAGUGGCAGCACAACGUAUGAUGCAAAGAUGCUUCGAGAAGUUGGCAGAAAAAGAAGAACAAUUUAUGAAACUUGAGAAGCAAAUCAACCCGUUGCUCGAUGAUAAUGAUCAGGUGGCGCUAUCGUUUAUCUUCGAGAAUCUUCUAACUACCAAGUUGAAAGUGAUGCCGGAGGCGUGGCCAUUCUUGAAACCUGUAAAUAAGAAGCAAGUGAAAGAUUACUAUAACGUCAUUAAGAAACCUAUUGAUAUGGAAACUAUUGGGAAGAAGAUUCAAGCACACAAAUACCAUAGUCGUGACGAGUUCCUCCGCGACAUACAGCUAUUGGUAGACAACUGCCGCGCGUACAACGGCCUUAACUCGCAGUUCACUCGCCAAGCUGAAGCCGUUUUGAAGGUUACACAGGAGGCCUUAGAACAGUUCGACGAGCACGUGAGUCAGCUAGAGGCGAACAUAGCGCGAGUCCAGCAGAAGAUGUUGGAAGACGCGGAGCAGUCCGACCUGGACGACGACGCGCCCGCGCCCGACGAGAAGCGCGGCCGCGGCCGGCCCAGGAAGCACAAGCCUACUGCCUCUACGUCCACUGAUGAGGCUACACCAAGAAAGCGUGGCAGACCAAAGAAGGAAAAUAGUUUAGUCGAUGAUCUCCAAUACUCAGACAGUGGAAGCUCAGGUCUUGAAGAAGUGGAACAGAAGGAUGCUGCUGAAGCGAUGGUGCAAUUAUCAGUUCGUCCUGAAGACGACCUACCAAGUGACCAGCCGUUCGACACGUCCGAGUUCCUGAUCAAGCGCGAGCUGCCGGACGAGGCGCCGCCCGCGGCCGGCGCGCUGGUGGACCUCGACCAGCACAGCCGCGACUACUCCUACCCGGCUGUCGUUAAGGAGGAGCCAAUAGAGCCAGAUAUGAACAUGGAGCCGCCGAUGCUGGACAGCGUGCCCGGGGAACUCCCGCAGUUCAAAGAAGAACCGCUUGAAAAUUGGCAGCCGGAUCCUGCUAUCCAAGACGAUUUGCAAGUUACCGAUAGUGAGGAAGAAGCAGAUGGGCUGUGGUUU
Molecule: messenger RNA, 5460 nt
Organism: Brenthis ino (lesser marbled fritillary)
Lineage: Eukaryota; Metazoa; Arthropoda; Insecta; Lepidoptera; Nymphalidae
Source: the annotation of a GenBank genome assembly